Molecule: messenger RNA, 3228 nt
Organism: Vicia villosa (hairy vetch)
Lineage: Eukaryota; Viridiplantae; Streptophyta; Magnoliopsida; Fabales; Fabaceae
Exons: 4
Coding region: 1-3228 (1075 amino acids)
Source: RefSeq, a predicted model, not a curated record
AUGGCACCCAAUCGCACUCAAUUGCAGAAUCUAUCUCAGAAAGCUAAUGAGUCCUUCAAAGAAUACGCGCAAAAAUGGCGCGAGUUGGCAGCCAGAGUUCAACCACCUAUGUUGGAGAGAGAAAUGAUGGACCUGUUCACCAAUACUUUGGAAGGUCAAUACUAUUCUGCUUGUUCUGCAUCCUCGAGUUUCGCCGAGUUAGUCAUGAUCGGUGAGAGAAUUGAAAGUGGAAUCAAGGCUGGUAGAAUUCAGAAUCCGAGUGCUGCUAGUUCCUCCUCUGGGGUUGUGGGAAAGAAACCUUAUAACGGGUUUGCCAAGAAAAGAGAGGGUGAGACGAGCGCUGCUUAUUAUGGUAAAGGCAAAAGCCAGGCUCAUCAACAAGUGGCCGCCGUGACUAUACCGAAUGUUCCAUUUCAGCAACAUCAACAACGAGGGUAUACUCCGCGCCAGUAUCAACCAAAGGCACCUGAGAGAACUUUUGACCCAAUCCCGAUGACAUAUGCACAAGUAUUGCCAUACCUCCUCGACUUGAAGUUGGUACAAUUGAGAACUCUAGCAACUCCUGCUAAGUUGCCUCCUAUCUGGGAUGCUAAUGCAAGGUGUGAAUUCCACUCUGGAGCACCCGGGCAUAACAUUGAAAACUGUAAAGCAUUGAAGUAUCAGGUUCAAAAUCUUCUCGACUCCAAGGCCAUUGAGUUCACUCCUACUCCAGGGCCUAAUGUUGUUCAAAAUCCCAUGCCCCCUCAUGGGUCUCAUGCUGCAAACGCCCUCGAUUGUGUUGAAGAUACUCGUUUGGUUAAGGACGUGACUGAGUUAGGCUCUCUGUUGCCUUUACUGAAAGUAGAAUUAUUGAGAAUGGGUCUAUGUGCUGGUUGUGGAGAAUUGUGUAAUGAUUGCAUGGCCACUUCCUCAGUUUGUGACAAAGUGAAGAAUGGUAUUCAACAGUUGAUAGAUAGUGGGUAUCUACAGUUUGAGCGCAUACGACGGCCCGAGGUAUUUGAGAAUGAAAUUAAUGUGGCAUCCAUUCCCUACACUCCUGCUAAAAUCCCAAUUCCUGCUAGAGCACCUCCUUUGGUUAUUACAUCACCUGGUCCCGUUCCGUAUACUAGUGAGAAAGCAAUCCCAUGGAAUUAUGGCGGAGAAGUUUUCUACCAAGGGGCCAAGUAUGAGAUUAAAGCACCGGUUGAGAAAGAAGAUGUUGAUAAUGUUGUUGGCAUUGGAAGAAUGACAAGAAGUGGUCGUAUUUUCAACCCUCCCCAGAGUACUCGCGAUGACAAUACAGAAGCUCAAGCUCAAGCAAAAGGGAAAGGAGUGACAGAAGAUACUAUAGACCAGGGGCAAAGUUCUAAUUCUGAAGAUACUAUGGCCAAAGAGAUGGAAGAGUUCCUAAAGAUCAUCAAGAAGAGUGAGUAUAAAGUGGUUGACCAGCUGAGCCAAACUCAAUCUAAGAUCUCGAUCUUACAGUUGCUCUUAUGCUCCGAGACGCAUCGAAAUGCUUUAUUGAGACUCCUAGGCACUGCCUUUGUCCCUCCUGAGAUCUCAGUAAAUCAGCUUGAAGGGGUUGUGUCUAAUAUCAAUGCUGGAAACGGAUUGGGAUUCACUGAUGCAGAUUUGCCUUCUGAAGGUAGAAAACAUAAUAGAGCUUUGCACAUAUCUGUGGAGUGCAAGGGGACUAUAUUAUCUCGUGUUCUUGUUGAUAAUGGAUCUUCUUUGAAUGUGUUACCAAAGUCGUCUUUAAUGAGGCUAGACUAUUCUGGUGUUGAGAUAAGGCCGAGCGAAUUAACUGUGAGAGCCUUUGAUGGCUCAAAGAGGUCGGUGUUUGGGGAGGUUGAUUUACCAGUGAUGAUAGGUCCUCAACUCUUCACUAUUACUUUCUUUGUGAUGGAUAUCCACCCGGCCUACAGUUGUCUCCUGGGGCGUCCAUGGAUCCAUGCUGCUGGGGCCGUGACUUCCACAUUGCAUCAGAAACUCAAAUUCGCCACUCAAGGGAAGAUAGUCACAAUAUGUGGGGAGGAAGAGCAUGUGGUAAGCCAUCUUGCGUCUUUCAAAUAUAUUGAUGUGGAAGGGGAGGUCCACGAAACACCUUGUCAAGCGUUUGAGGCUGUCCAGACUAUCAAGAUCCCUUAUGUUGAAAAGAAGAAGUUGGAGGCUCCUAUGUCUUCACUAAAGGAAGCCAAAGCUGUGGUUGAAUCUGGUCAUCCUGAAGGAUGGGGCCGAGUCUUGGAUCUACCAAUCAAGCAGGAUAAGUGUGGGAUUGGAUAUCAGUUGGGGCAGAGUUCUUCUGAUGGGUCCUUCAAGAAGCCCGGAACCUUCGUUCCGAUCAAGUUCUCUAGUGCUGGCAUCGUCAAGGAUCAUAUUUGCGCUACUGAUGAUGAUAUGGAUAGAAAGUUGCUUGGUUUCAUCGUAAGUGAAAGGGGUAUCGAGGUCGAUCCCGCCAAGGUAAAAGCUAUACAAGAGAUGCCUGAGCCGAGAACUGAGAAACAGGUUCGUGGAUUCUUGGGAAGGUUAAAUUAUAUUGCAAGGUUCAUCUCACACCUUACCGCCACGUGUGAACCUAUCUUCAAGCUAUUGAGAAAGAAUCAGGCAAUAAAGUGGGAUGACAAUUGUCAAAAGGCAUUUGACAAGGUUAAAGAAUAUUUGCAAGAGCCUCCAAUCCUCAUGCCUCCAGUGGAAGUCAAAUGGGACAAUGAAGCGCCGUCAAUUGUGAUCAAAAGGUUGGAUGAACCUGCAUUCUGUGGCGUCAUUGAUAAUGUGCCUGAUGAGAAACCGUGGUUUUAUGACAUUAAGAAAUUUUUGGAAACCCAAGAGUAUCCCGAGGGUGCUUCCCUUACAGAUAGGAAAACUUUGAAGAGACUGUCUGCCAAGUUCUUCAUUGCUGGAGAUGUGAAGCUCAGUGAAGCCGAUUGGGUUCAGACCAGAUUUGAUCAAUUGAACCUCAUUGAUGAAAAGAGGCUAGCGGCCAUAUGCCAUGGGCAAGCCUAUCAAAAGAAGAUGAAGAGAGCCUUCGACAAGAAGAUUCGACCUCGACACUUUCAGGUUGGUGACCUUGUGCUCAAGAAGAUCCUUCCUAUUCACAACGAUCCUAGGGGAAAGUGGACUCCGAAUUACGAAGGGCCUUAUGUUGUAAAGAAAGUCUUCUCAGGUGGCGCCAUGAUCCUCUCAACUAUGGAUGGCGAGGACUUUCCACUUCCCGUGAACGCCGACGCAGUUAAAAAAUACUUCGCAUAA